AUGGAGCGCUGGGUGACCACCACCGUUGACUUCUUCGCUGUCAUCGUAGGAUGCAGAAAAGAGCAGGUAUGCAACACGGUAGAUUUUGCAGCCACGCCUCUGGGCCCUUCCCAGAACAGCUGCUGUUCCUGUGAUUCAGGGUUCGGAUACGCUGAUUUGGAGAACCGUGUCCCGUGCUCUCCUGAAACGGUGAUGCGAAUCGCCAGCAUCAGUAAGCCCUCAACAGCGGCGGCUGCUGCGCGGCUGUGCGAGGAAGGAAAGCUGGAUCUCGAUGCCCCCGUCCAGAAAUAUGUGCCAGAGUUUCCUCAGAAGCAGUUUGAUGGAAAAGAUGUUACAAUAACUUCUCGUAUGUUACUGUCGCACCUAAGUGGAAUAAGGCACUAUGAGAAGGACCCAAAAAAAGUUAAAGAGGACAAAGAGAAAGCCAAGCAACGUCUAAAGCCUCCAGGUAAAACAGAACUAGGAUGAGAAGAGCUGCUCCGAAACCAAGAGAAACCCGGACCAGAUCAAACCUCUAAAGACAAACAAUCCCCUCCGGCUCAGAGGAAAAAGGAGUUUGAGCACAAAGAGUAUUACUUAAAGGAUGUCGAAAGUGUAAUUCAAGCCUUGGACCUUUUUAAGGAUGACCCGCUCAUUUUCCAGCCGGGCACCACUUUCCUGUACUCCACUCACGCCUUCACACCUGCUGAGUGCUGUUUUGGAGCGGCUGCGGACCAGCACUUCCUGCUCUCAUGAUGAACAUGUUUCAGGAGCUGGGAAUGCGUCAAUACAGCUCCAGAUGAGAAUGACCCCCAUUAUAUAUCACACCGCUCCAGAUUUUACCACCUGAACAAGCGGGGGCGAGUCGUAAACUGCCCAUAUGUGGACAACUCCUACAAAUGGGCCGGAGGCGGCUUCCUCUCCAACGUGGGAGACCUGCUGCUCUUCGGUAACGCUCUGCUCUACAGUUACCAAGUGGCCCUCCUUAAGGACACCGAGGGCCUGCUCCCUGGGUUCCUAAAACCCAAAUCGGUCAUAGAGCUGUGGACGCCGGUCGACAAGACAGAGGCCAGCUGGGAUAAGGACGGACUGUACGGCCAGGGCUGGCUGGUGGUGGAGAAGCUGCAGAAGUACGGUCAAUGCAGGAAGCGCAGGCAUUACGUGUCCCACACAGGAGGAGCUGUGGGGGCCAGCAGCGUUCUCCUGGUGUUGCCCAGUGAGGAGACAGAGCAGCGCCGGGGACAGAGCGUCCUCCUCCCGCAGGGGGUGGUGGUCACCAUUAUCACAAACAUGCAGUCUGUGGGACUGAACAGCACGGCGUUAAAAGUUGCUCAUCAGUUUGACAGAGCCAGAAACUUGCGGGAAUAAUUGGUUUAAAAUUCACCCGAAAGAUGUGGCUGUAAAUUUUAUCGUGUGUAGUUUUUAAUAAAGCUUUUUUUUUUUUAUCCAGCAGAGAAAACUGUUGACCCAUACCUCAUCUCAUUUUUUUCUGAAGCGUGUAGGAAUUUAAAUAUAGUCCACAAGACAAUAAUUCUGUAAAGUUAUAAACAACUUUUAAGUUUCUAUUUAGUAACAAAGUCAGAUCUUUUUUUGUCCUAUUGAAAGGACACUCCAAAGUGCUUCUUUAGAUUUUGGCAAACUUUUGUGCAUCUUUUUUUUUUCUGUCUGAUCCCAUAGUAGUAAAAUCAUAUGAAAGCCCGGGUCAAGAGAAGUCAGUGUAUGAUUGAUAGUUUCUAUUGGCGUUUGAUUUUCUAUUCAGGUAUGCAUACUGCAUUGGCAGCAUGCUUUGAAUUAUUCCCACGCUGAAAAAUGACGCCAGUUGACUCUCCAUCCAGUUCUUGUGUCAUCUGGCAUUCCUCAGCCUUUUUCCUCCUUGCUUCCUUUAUAAAGAAACGUUUCACACCCGCUGAAACCAAUGAAGCAACUCCUGAGUUUCAGUACAAGGGAGGCUUCGGUAGGUGGAAUCACGGAAGAGCCAAACAGCCUCUCAGGUCCUCUGUCACAUCUCUGCAGGAUUAAUUUAUUUUACUUUUUCAGAAUUUGAUACUGGAUACUGGCCAUCCAUGUAGUUUCUUUUAGGCUUUCCUUCUGUCCCCACCCCCUUGUUUAUUAAUUCUCCUUAAGGCUGCUCAAACGUGGGACAGGCAUUUGCCUAAAAAGCAUUUAGAAAUGUGUUAGAUGCAAAAAUGUUUGUCUUGAUGACAGUAUUUUCAAUGACACCACUCAGAUUCAUGCAACUAAUCCUUGUUUCUGUAUCAUGCUUCUAAAUAUCCAUAUAUUAUUUAUGGAUUCAACACUGUUUAACAUCUAAAUUUGUCUUGGUUUUUUUAAUGCUCAGAAGAAUAAUACACCCUUGUUUAGUUGCUGAACAAAGAAAAAGACUAAAAUCUUCAACAAAGCAUUGGAGAAAUGUUUAAGAAAGCUCCAAAGUGCAGUAUAAUUGUCUAUAUUAGUAAACACUAUAUAUUCAUAAAACACAAGGUUUUGUCAAACCACGAUGUGUAUUCAUGAACUGUCAUUUUUGUUUUUUGCUCUUGAUCUGUUUAAAUGAAAAUGAGAAGAUUAAACAAGAAAAACUCAUUUUUAUUUUAAUAAAUGUUAAAGCUGCAUAUAUAUUAAUAAGCACAUUUUCCUAUUUUUACUUUCAUUUUUAGGUUAUACCUAAAAUAGGUGCAAAUGGGUGCAUAAUGUUCAUAGUUUAGACUUGUUAAAGGAUUCUUUGAUCCCUUUGUCUCUCCUCCACCAGAGCUGACACUGUAAGCUUUUAAAGUUUGCAACUGGUCUUUCUUCUUAACAUAGCUGAGACUAUUAAAAUUUAUUUUCUACUCCUCCAAA
Messenger RNA from Fundulus heteroclitus (mummichog), 2814 nucleotides. Its product is annotated as lactamase, beta. Lineage: Eukaryota; Metazoa; Chordata; Actinopteri; Cyprinodontiformes; Fundulidae. The record is from RefSeq and is a predicted model, not a curated record.